UACAAUAACAAAGUGCAACGUGCUCACUAUGACGAUCAUAUGAGAACUGUGCUUAACCUUAUAAUAAAUUAAUAUAAUAAAAUUAAUAAAUAAUAGUAUUAUGGUUAUAUUUGAGAAAGGAUAUAAGAUAUACUAGCUAGCAGAGAAAUGAGCGUGUUCCAACGUAUCAAAAGUUAUCAGACCCUGUUGAAAGCACAGGAACCUUGAGAGAUUGUCAUAUCAGGUCUUAUAAUAUUUUUAUUAUAAAAAAAGACCGCAAAGAUAAUCCAAUAGGCCAAUUCUAGUCAACUAGUCUUUAUAUAUUGUGUCGUCAAUAGCUUUGCUAGAAUAAUGUGCUUCAGUUUUAUUAUUUUAUUUCAGAUGACGAAAUACGUUAAUGUGAUUUGUUGCAAUAAGAAGAAGAAGAAUUAUUAGUAAAAUGUCAAUAAAAAUUAGAGAAAUCUGGCAAUUGUAGUGAAAAACAACUGGAAGUACGCAAUUAAUUCAUUGUGGAUAUAUUUAGUAUUAAAGAAAUCGAAAAAUUCUAAUUUAAAGAGAUAGAGGAUGGAAUAUUAGUGAAAUAUGCUUAAAAGGAACAGAAAAAACUGAAUUCCAUUUUAAAUGCUUACGUCGUUUAGACCUUUCAGCGUUUUGGUUGUUAUACAUAAGUAUUUAAAUAUGUGUAAAUAUUUUGGUAAUGGAAAUAUUUGAGGGCAUUAUCGAGCUGCAGGACCAAUGAUUGGAGAUUUUAUGAGAGUGCAACUGUCAGUAGUAAAGAAACUUAACGCCAAAAAACAAGACCAACUGUCAAUGUGACAAUAAAUGAGUGUCUCGACGGACAAAGAGCAGUGGUGAAAAUAACAAUAUAACAACGCAUCAGAAUGCAUAGAUCGCAUCUCACACAAGAGGUACCGCCGAACUUUAUGAAAUAAAUGACUUGGCAAAGUUUCUUGUAUUUGGAGUAGGGCGAGCAACAGUAAAGGCGAAACCAAUUUGCCUAGUCAUACUCCAAUUAGACAAAAUAAAUAUAUAGAUUUAGCCAGCAAUUUUUUCAGAUAAUGUUUAAAUCAAAUGUAUUUAAAAAAUUAUAAUCAAUUACAUAAAAUUUAAGUUAAGUUAGUCAUAGAAAGUGUUUACAGUUUCGUUUCUAUUCGUUUUCAUGUCUCUUUCUACAAUAUAGCAAAAGAGAAAUCGAGAGGCCUAAAUUAUGCCUAUCUAAUAAAAACCUUAAGUGCUCGCAGAUCAAGUUAAAAUUAACGAGUACACAGUGCUUUAAAUUGUUUGUUGUUUCAUUUAUAUACAGCAAAUUACACAUAUUCGAAAGACUGAGAAAUGAGAAAGUUAAAUCAAUUAAAAUUAAAAUAAUUACAAUAAACAAAAUAUAAAGUUUAUAACAUUAUUACAAAAAUGUCAAAUAGUUUGUACAUAUAUGUGCGUAUGUUUACUGAGUGCUAAAAAUGAAAAUUGGAACAAAGUGUAAAGAAUAGUAUAACUUAAGAAAUAAACAGAUAACUCACAUAUUUCAAGUUUACCAAUAAAACAACACAACUGAGGACCAAAACUAAUAAUAAUAAUUUACUUAAUAGUGUUUAAAAAUACUCAAUACUCUCAUAUUGCCAUAUAAAAUAAUAUAAUCCUACUAUUACGAAUUGUGCAAAUUAAUAAAACUUGAAACAAAGAACGUAACACUAAUGUUUCUAGACCAAUAAAUUUGGAGACUUUUUAAUAAUAAUAUCAUUUAAAUUAAGAUGGACACAUCUUUGACACAACAGCGAAAUCGUUUAAAACCAGCUCCUACUACUACGACUACAUCCGCAGCCAAUGCUACGCCACUGAGUAGUAGCAACAGUGGUGGAACCAGCGCGAUUUUAAGCAAUCAUAACAGUAUCAGCAAUAAUGCCGGAAUUGUGAAUGCAAAUAGAAGUGUUGGGAGUGCUAGUGUUGCAAUUAUGGCAAGUUCUGGUGCGGUAAUACCAAUUAAUUCAUUAACACAGUUAUCAACACAAUCUUCAUCAUUGGAACGUAUAACCACAACAUCAUCAUUAGCGAAUCUAUUAGAUGGAUUUACUUCACGUGUAUCGGGCGACCGUACUCAGAAUACUGUCAGCACCCCUAGUAGUAUUAGUUCUCUGGGUAACACCGCAAAUGCCUUCUACUCUUCUUUAGGACUUGCUUUCAACUCCCUGACAUCGCCAAUUUCUACGGUUGCUGCUGCAGCUCAAGCGACUACCGCUGAAGCUGCAGCUGUUGUUGUAGCUGCUGCUUCAGCGCUUUCAAAUCAUCUUAGUUCACCAACAAGCGGAACACCUCCUAAUAUGGAGGGCUUAUAUGAUGACGAUGAUUGUGAGGAUGACGACGAAGAUGAUGAUCGCCAUGUACCAGCGCCAACACCUAAAAAGACAUGGUCAGAGAUUAAAACCAUUGUUAAUGAUAUGCGCAAACAGUUAAUCAAUUUAUCCAGCAUGAUGCCAUCUAAUAUACAGUUCCGUACUUUAUCUGACGGUCGGGUGCGAUGCUACUUUCUGAGUACGCCACCUAAUGCCUGGGAGCCAACAUUGCUUUAUGCAGACAUUAAUAUGAAUGCAGCAGAAGAGACUAUUUUGCAAAGUAGUCCACCCUUAACUGAUAUAAAUGAUAGUAUUGAUAGCGUUACAGCGUGUAGUAACAUUACGUCGGCUACGGAUGGGGGAUCAGAUGACGUAGCUGAUUCCUUUGGAAAUGUUGUAACAAGUCGCUUGCCAUCACCAACUUCUUCACACGCUUCGUCUCCCAUAUUGAAUUCUUCUUUCCUCAGAAAUAGUUCAAACAAAAGACUUCAAUGGAAGAUAGUAUUACAACAGCCAAUGUCAAGUGUGGCUGCUACGGCUGCUAGCGGAGGAGUUAAUCUAUGGUCAAGAGAGUUCCAGCUACUGCAAGAACGGAAACGACUCUCAACGUGGGGCAUUACUUCUUUUGAAUUACACAAACCAAGCGGAAAAAUAGUUUUUCCCUGCUUUAGUGAUUUGUAUCAAUGCCUCGAUACGGGGUAUAAUACCAGCCCGCUUUUCCCUACUCAAUUACGAACAUGUCCGCAGUGGGCAGCGUUAGAUCCACAAAUCUGCCCACAAAAUUCUGAUUUAAUAGCAUACAUUAGUGGUAGCGACAUAUGGGUGACACAUACUGUUAGUGGACAUGAAGAGCGUUUGACAUUCGUGCACGAUGGUCGUCGUUCUAUUGCCGAUGAUCCCCUUAGCGCUGGUGUGCCAUCAUAUAUAAUGCUUGAGGAGUUUAGCCGCUUCCAGGGUUAUUGGUGGCAACCACACUCGAAUGAUGGUGUUUAUCGCAUUGUUUACGAGGAAGUGGAUGAAUCGGACGUUUGCUUGUAUACAUUUCCAUCAUCUCAAGCAACGCCUGGGGAAAUAGAAGAAUAUCGUUUUCCGCGUGCUGGCACAGCCAAUGCAAAAUCCAAAUUAAAAGUAGUGCAAUUCGUUCUCAAUGAGUCGCUGCAAAUUAGUGACGUUUGUAUAAAGGAUUUACCGUAUUCACUCUCCUUGGUGUUUCCUUGGCUGGAAUAUAUAGUGCGCAUUGGGUGGACGCCCGAUUCAAAUUACGUUUGGAUGCAGGGCUUGAACCGUAAACAACAACGUUUAGAUUUGGUACUUAUACCGUUGGAUAAUUUCUGCGAAACGUACACCAGCACGGCGUCGUCGCCCUCAGGUUCAGUAGACCACAGCUGGAAGAGUCCAUAUUGUAGAGCUGUGUCACCUCUACAGGUUAUUUACUCUCAGACAUCAGAUACGUGGGUCAAUGUGCACGAUUUGCUUUAUUUUCUGGAAAUAACCGAUACAACGGUGACAUUUUUGUGGGCCUCUGAGGAGACUGGUUUUAGACAUUUGUAUCUGGUCACAUCUAGUCUAAAUACAGGCUCACUGAAUGGUUAUAAAGACGUGCAUAGCAAUACGAACAAUUUUGAAAUGAAUAGUCGAACAAAUUCAACGUCUUCUACAACAUCAGCCAACAUGGAUAUUCAUACGGAUUUCAUCGAUAGUGUGACGUUGCAUCCCAGAAUUAUAAAUAAAGUAGCACUUACCUCCGGCGAAUGGGAGGUUUUGCAUCGAAAUAUUUGGGUGGACAAAGCGCAACAGUUAGUAUAUUUCAUUGGAUUACGUGAUACGCCACUGGAAAAACAUUUGUAUGUGGUGAGUUUGCAACGUCCAGAACACAUACGUUUGCUAACUGAACCAGGCUAUUCAUAUCAAGUGGAAUUUGAUGAGUCAUGUCAAUUGAUGUUGCAAGUCUAUUGCAACAUACAGCGGUUGCCUUCCUGCAAAGUAAUGCGUGUCACACAAACAUGCCAAAAUGGUGGUGUUAAUGGCAUACAAUUAUCACUGAUGGGCUAUCUUCAUGAGGGUGGCAAACCUGAACCACAAUACUGCCCGCAAAUGUUCCGCCCUCAAUUACCGUCGGGUGAAAUUGUGUAUGCAAUGGUAUUUAAACCACAUAAUUUUCAUUUGGGCAUUAAAUAUCCAACAGUGCUCAAUGUGUAUGGCGGUCCUGAGGUGCAAACUGUCAAUAAUACAUUCAAAGGUAAACAUCAGUUGCGCAUGCAUAUGUUGGCGGCGCAAGGAUAUUGUGUUAUUUGCAUCGAUUCGCGUGGAUCACGACAUCGUGGACUUAAAUUUGAAACACACAUACGUUGUCGCAUGGGCCAAGUGGAGCUGAAUGAUCAAGUUGCUGCAUUACGAAUAUUGGCAGAUCAGUUAGGCUAUAUUGAUAUGAAUCGUGUAGCAAUACACGGCUGGUCCUAUGGUGGUUAUCUCAGUUUAAUGGGUCUAGUGCAGUAUCCAGAUGUCUUCAAGGUUGCAAUUGCUGGAGCGCCAGUUACAAAUUGGGAAUAUUAUGACACGGGCUAUACGGAGCGCUAUAUGGAUUUGCCGCAGAAUAAUAAGCGCGGCUAUUCAGGGGGCUCUGUGCUUAAUUACGUAGACGCUUUCCCUGAAGAAGAAAAUCGUCUUUUACUCAUACACGGCCUCAUCGAUGAGAAUGUUCACUUCUAUCAUACCUCACAGCUCAUAUCAGCCUUGAAUCGAGCAAACAAACCAUACGAUCUACACAUAUUCCCUGAAGAGAGACACUCAUUGCGCAAUUUGGAAUCCAAUAAAAAUUAUGAGACGAAACUAUUGGCAUUCCUGCAAAACUUAUGAAAUUGCCAACAUCAUGCCUCCUAGCAAUUAGCUAUGCAUAUAAUAAUAACGACAACGAUGACGAUGACGAUAGCAAUGCUACUUAUAAUUAUGUGUUGCAAGAGUUGUCAUUGGCUUGUAGGGAUAAUCUCAUCGAAAAAACGAUGCCACAUCCACAAACACCAAGUGGAUAGUAAAUGACAUCGCUCAAAAAGCAAUAUCAGAUGAUUUGCAGAAAAUAUUAGUAAUGCAUGUGUGUUGCCGUUCUCAUGUUUCGGGAAUCGUUAAGCGCAUGUAGUGUAUUUUAUUUCAAUUGACCUCUAGCAAACUAUUUAGUUUUUAAAUUUUAUUAUUACUAACUCUUAACAUUAAAUAAUUUGAUUUGUAAAGCCAGAAAUUAAUAGUAGCUUCUACAACAUUAGCGACACUAAAUUGAAGCAACAAAAAUAUUAUUGUUUGGCAUUUCGAGAAGCGUGCAAAGUGAAAGUCAUGGACGCAGAAAUAAAUAUUAGUAGUAAUGAAAUUAGUGAACAAUAUUUAUAUACUUAAGCUAAAUUAUAAAAGGGCAAAUAUUAGCGUUUACUUAAACUAAUUGUAGUCAACUGCAAUAAUUUGAAUAAUCGUAUCACAAUAAAAAAAGAGUGAUGUAAAAAUUAAUAGAACCUAUGGCUGCCAAUACAAAGUGCUGCGAACUAUAGAUUUGUAAACUUUCCAUAUACUUUCAAAUGUCUCAUACGUGCUCAAACCACGUUGUACAUAAGUUGGUCAAAUAUAAUAAUAAUAAUAGUUAUAAUUUUUUUUUCUGGUUUACGUAAAGCAUAAAGUCAUCUAUUGCUAAUAUUUAUUGCUUAUAUAUUGUGUAUUAAUAUUUAUUUAUGUGAUUUUAUGUGUUUCAGCAGAACGGGUACAACCUAUAAAAAAUUCUUGUAAUUCUAAUGCACCUAGAUCUACUGAAACGCAUUCAAUUGCAUUAAAAUAAAUUCGAAAUUUCGAAAUUAGGCGUUACGCCUUAAACUGAGUAACUUAUAGCAGUAUAUACCGUUUUGUACCGUUACAUGUAAGAUUAAUAAGGUCUAAACAGUUCAUUUUAUGCUCAUAAAUAAGAAUAAGUAAAAAGCAAUUUCAAAAACUGUGCUGAAAAACUGCAUUGAGGUGGUUUAAUUGAUGCUAAUUUCCAACGCAAAGCUUGUCUGUUUAUAGCCCAAAAUGAUUAAUGUUAAAGCCCUAAUCGUGUCGUUGUCCUCAAUAUUUAAAUGUAAUGUAUGUAAAUAUAAAAUGUUGCAAUAUUAAAUAUAAAUUAAAUAUCAAUUUACUUUACUAAUUCAUAAAAUCAUUAUUAAUUAUGUUCACUGUUAUAUUUACGAAAUUUUUGAAAUUAGUCGCUAGUUUAUAAUAAAACGCAAAAUAAUGUAUUUAU
Bactrocera oleae (olive fruit fly) is the source of this 6558-nucleotide messenger RNA. NCBI's taxonomy places the organism in Eukaryota, Metazoa, Arthropoda, Insecta, Diptera, Tephritidae. The record is from RefSeq and is a predicted model, not a curated record.